Helianthus annuus (common sunflower) is the source of this 1614-nucleotide messenger RNA. RefSeq names its product eukaryotic translation initiation factor 5B-like. The coding region runs from base 1 to 1614 and encodes 537 amino acids. NCBI's taxonomy places the organism in Eukaryota, Viridiplantae, Streptophyta, Magnoliopsida, Asterales, Asteraceae. The transcript has 2 exons. The record is from RefSeq and is a predicted model, not a curated record.
AUGUUGGUUGAUGAACCAGAAGUUGAUGAGACAGAAGCUAAUGUUGAAAAAGAUCAAGAUCCAUUAACUCCUGAAACUGAGCAGUUGUUGAAAGAUAUUGAUGAUACUUUAGAAGCUGAGAAAGCAGCUAGUAAGAAAGCAGUUGAUUUUGAAGAAAAGAGUUCAUCUGGUGCAGAAGGUGAUACGGAUGAUGAAGUUGAUCGUUGGAUCAAAGAAAACUAUGAUCCGAAAGAUAGAGAGAAACAAAAGAAGAGAAAGAGGAGUUCAGAUCCACCAGAAGAUGUUCAGAAAGUGGAUGAGGUGAUAAGUGAGAAAAAGAAGUUAGAAGAACGUGUCAAGUCUGUUGAAUCUGAGAAUUCAUCUUUAUUGAAAAAGAUUGAAGCUGAUCAAGCCGACAUAGAUAUUCUGAAAGUUCGAAUAGCUGAAUUGGAAGAAGAAAAGUCUCGAAGGGAUGAGCAGAAUGAAUACUUUAAGUUGAAAAAUAAAGAGUUAGAAGCCAAGAAUGCUAACAAGGAACAUGAAGAAUAUAUGUUAAAGAAAUUUUUGGAAGAUUUGAUCGGAAAGACAAUUGAACAAAGGUUUGAAGAGAUAGAACUUGCGGAAGUUAGAGCAAGACAUGAAGCCGAAAUGGAAGCUGGAAUGAAAGAUAAGGGUAAAGGUGUUCCAGUUGAAGAUGAUGUUCAAGUAACUGAAAGAGAAAUUGUUCUGACUGAGCCGACAAAAGUUCCAGAAUCGUCUAUUCUAGAUCCUUGUCCAAUAACUUCAGUAUCUGGUGAGAUUAACGACAAUGAUGAAGAUGAUGAAGAAGAUGAAGAAGACGAAGAUGAUAAUCUGAAAGAUGAUGCAGUUGAAGUAUAUUCUGUUCAUAGCGAUGAUGAUGAUGAUGAUGAUGGAAAUGAUGAUGCUGAUCAAGGUAAUUCUGGUAUAAAAGUAACUGAAGCGUUACAAGAAGAGAAUAUUGACGAGUAUCUUCAAGAUGAUGCAAAUGAGGAACCAGAAAAUGCAGGAGGAAAGGGGGAGCAUGGUGAUGCUGAAAAUGUUGAUGAGAUUAUUGAUCAGAGGGCAGGUUUGAUUCUACGUCUUGAACAUGAUGUAGAGGAAGGUGAGAUUUUGCACACUUAUACUAGAGCUGAGAUCAUUAAGAUGAUGCAUAUUGAUGAAAGUGAGUUUAACUUUGAUUUUGAAAAGGAGUUGAACGAAUUUGACAUCAAUCAUCAACCUGAAUAUCAGUACAAGUACGUUGAAGAAGCUGAUAAUUAUGAUAAAGUGGAAGUAGAAGACUGGAGCGAUGAUGAUCAGAAUGAGAAUGUUAAUGUUGAUACUUCUAGCUUUCCAACUCUUGCUGAGUUUUUCAGUCAAGCAAAUGAGGAUGAGCUGAGAAGAAAAGUUGCUGAAAGUGUUAAAAGUAAGAGUUUUAAAGAAAUGUCAAAAGAAGAACAACUUGAAGAAAGAAAGAAGUGGUCCAGGAAGGAUACAUAUAGAAAAUACAAAAGACCACUGAAGUAUUACAAGAGGGAUAGAGAUGUUUCUCUGGGUGAUAUCAUAAGUUGGGGUUAUCUGCCACAAGUCAACGCGUAUGCUAUUAGAAGAGAAUUUGGCAUUCAGUAUUUCUAG